Salmo salar (Atlantic salmon) is the source of this 2415-nucleotide messenger RNA. Its product is annotated as lysophospholipase D GDPD3. Gene Ontology annotation, cellular component: endoplasmic reticulum membrane. NCBI's taxonomy places the organism in Eukaryota, Metazoa, Chordata, Actinopteri, Salmoniformes, Salmonidae. Gene Ontology annotation, molecular function: phosphatidylcholine lysophospholipase A1 activity; phosphoric diester hydrolase activity. The record is from RefSeq and is a predicted model, not a curated record. Gene Ontology annotation, biological process: glycerophospholipid catabolic process.
UAGUUCCGUCAUUUACAUGAUCACACACACCGUGAAAGAGGGUGUUUGUGUAACAAAAGGCAGUAAAGCCUGAGAGAAGAACAAUAUAUGCCACAGGGAAGGGAAAGCGAGAGAGCGAGGUGAGAUAGAGGCCAGCUCCUACUGGCACUAGUAUUUCAUUAACUGAUUUUACAGUUUUGUGUGGGUCCCAGUUACACGGUGAGAGGGAGAAAGGGCGAGCGGUAAAAGAGGGAGAGGGCGAAGGAGGUUAGGUUGACUACAAACAACCCAUGGAGGGAAGAGAGUAGUGUUAGGCGAGGUUAUGAGUAAUAGUUUUUCUAGGCAUUCGAGUGAAUGGAGUGGGACCUUGUGAGACUUCCUUCAACUGCCUCCUUUGGCUGUACCAGUUUUUCAAGUCCUGUUUUUUUUCUUUUCUUCACAACAUUCUGUUCUAGGCUGACAGGUGACCAAUGGACUGACGGAGAGAGAAACUGAGUGAUCAGAAUAAGAGGAAGAGCGAAGACGUUUGUGUGAGAGAGGCAGUCGAGUGAAGUUUAGAAUAUGAGCAGGUCAAUUGAGUGUCUUUAGAUGCGCUCGAAGAGGUUUUGGAGGGGUUCCUUCAUCGGUUGUUAGUUACCAGUGUAAUGUAGGAGCUCGGUGGGGGAUAGCUGAAAAAUAUUCAGUCUUUUAUUACAACUUGCAGGUGAAGGGGACUCAACUCUGGCAGGUUUUUUCCAUCAGUACUCAGCCUGACACUUGUAGGUGUCCUAUUAAUUUGUUAGCGUCUAGGAGGAUCCAAGGGCCUCUGCCUUUUGAUACUGCGCCUAAUUGCCUUCGGACACAUUUGAGGACUGUUUUUGGAGGAGAAUUGAAUAUGGCCAGUUCCCUGUACUUUAUCCUUCCGGCCCUAGGGGGCUACACCCUGACGUCACUCUACCUGUUGAAGAACCCUCAGAUCCUCCACAAGAAGAAACGGGCUGCCUUCCACUGCACCCACAUCUCACACAGAGGAGGAAGUGGCGAGAGGCUAGAGAGCACCAUGGAGGCCUUCACACAUGCAGUGGAGCAGGGUACAGGAAUGCUGGAACUGGACUGUCACCUGACCCGGGAUGGUCAUGUGGUCGUUUCACAUGAUGAAAACCUCCUGAGGCAGACCGGCCAUGAUGUCACCAUCUCCUCCCUAAACCUAGAGGAGUUACCCCUGCAAAAGGACAGACUGGAGGUCACGUUUUAUGCAGGCCACUACAGCACCGGUACAGACAGGAAGUUCACCCUGUUGGAGGAAGUGUUCAGGAAGUUUCCUAAGAUGCCAGUCAACAUCGAGAUCAAAGAGGACAACAGCUUGCUAAUGGAGAAAGUGUCCAACAUGGUGAAACAGUAUGAUAGAGAGGACCUCACAGUAUGGGCGACUGUAGACUCGACCAUUAUGAAAAAGUGCCGCAGAACUAACUCCACCAUGCCCUAUAGCUUCAGUAUGAGACGAGGGCUGCAGCUGCUCCUCCUUUACUACAGCGGCCUGCUGCCCUUUGUACCGCUGGGAGAGAGCUUCCUGCAGUUCUACCUGCCCCGCAUUAUCAACAGGACAUAUAUUCCUGAGGAGCGUCUUCUGAAGAACAGAAUGGUCAUCUAUCUGAUAGAGAAAUUAACGAUGAAGAAGAGUCUAUUCAAACAUCUGGCCAACAGAGGAAUUCAGGUGCACCUGUUUGUCUGCAAUGAGGAUCCGGACAUCGAGGCGGCGUUCGAAGUAGGAGCCACGGGCGUCAUGACAGACUACCCCACCCUCCUGACUGACUACCUACACAGACACAGGAGUCAAGACUGACAGCCUAAACCUCCAAUCACACUACUGAUUCACAAACAGGGUUCUUAACUGAUAGCUCGAGCUACCUAACAAGAGACCACCACUGGUACGUUGUUUAUCACUGAAAGAAUCACACUUAAAUCGCAAUUUUCCUUCACAACUCCAGUCUCCACCAAUGAGCAAAAGGACAGCUCUGUAAGGAAGUUGCCCGAAAAGCACAGAUCCAAGACCAGCGUACCUUUCCCAAAUCCCAACCUUAACCAAUAGAGGGAAAAACACAAAACCAAUCUCUGAUCAAUGUCUUUAGGCAACUUCAUUCCAUCUACACAAAAAGAUGUCACUUGCACUUACUGUCUUUUGGUUAAUGGAUUGUGGUCAUAUAUUGACACUGUUCACCUCUCUCUGCAACCUCUCUGCAACCUUCCCAAACCCUAAUGGAUCUAUCAGUGGCUGUCUGGAUGUUGUUGGGGGAAAAGUGAUUUCUUUAAGUCUAUAUCCUUGAUGUUUUCCUAUGGUAUUAUGACAUUUACAUAAUGGAACUGACUUUUGGGGUCUUUAUGACAGGCUAUACAAAUUGUAUGUUAAUCAAUGCAAAGAUGAUUUAAAUAAAUACUUGUAUAGUUUUGUGUUCUCAA